AUGCCUCUCUCUGAUCAACGGAGACACAAAACUACCGAAGGAAACAGUAAACGAUUAAAAAGAACAGAUUCAGAGAAGGAAUUAAAGGAGCUACACCAUUUAUUAGAGGUACUGAAUUCACCAGCUUCAACCCAACAGCUCCAAACAGUUGAUCAUGAUGAUAGCCAGCAAGGUCAAAGGUCAAAUACCAGACCAAGGUCAUGGUCAAACCCAGAGAAAUCGCAAGCCGUGGCCCUUCAUAAGUUUAGUCUAAGAUACCAGAAUGUCCGAAAUUUCAACCAGAGCAAACAUUUCAAAUUAUUUGAAGAUAUAUUUUCAUUGCUCGUGACAACUAGACUAAGUCAGAGUAAAUGGUUGAACUCGUCAUCAGAUGAAACUGUUGUUAGACUGUUGGUUUGUUUACGUAUUUUAAUGAGAGAUUGUUAUUUUCAAACAUUAUUUUUUAAACUGGGUGGAGUUCAAAGUCUAUCAGAGGAAUGGUGUCAAGAAUACGUCAUUCCUUAA
Lottia gigantea (owl limpet) is the source of this 504-nucleotide messenger RNA. RefSeq lists its product as hypothetical. The record is from RefSeq and is a predicted model, not a curated record. Lineage: Eukaryota; Metazoa; Mollusca; Gastropoda; Lottiidae. Bases 1 to 504 code for a protein of 167 amino acids. The transcript has 6 exons.